Molecule: messenger RNA, 3180 nt
Organism: Penicillium brasilianum
Lineage: Eukaryota; Fungi; Ascomycota; Eurotiomycetes; Eurotiales; Aspergillaceae
Source: the annotation of a GenBank genome assembly
ACCUGUCAUAUCAUCGUUCUUGUUGGGGGUUCCAACGCUCAGCGGAAUCAACCGCCCAGUCCUUUGCCGACGGAAGAGCGGCACACCAACACUGCGCGAUGACUGGCCCCCUCGCCCCACGAGAAAGCCGUCGAAGGCGAACCAUUGGAUCGCAGGUUUUUUUGGGGACUGACCCCUCUCUGGCAUCGGAUUAUUAUCCAUGACGGAACUCCUAUAAACAAAAAGAUGGGGGCACACUCGGGGAUCAUCGGUGGUCGUCGGCUUUCCGAAUGCAGUGAAGAACGGCCGGGUUGAACUCGCCCAAUGCAACGAGAGAUUGCCCACUCAUUCAACCGCUCUCUAGGGGUGCAAGUAGCUUCGCAACGCCGCCUAUUGUCUCCGAGGCGUCCAGAGAAAUUUACCAGGCCGAUUUCGCCCGCCGAUCUGGGUUCUCCAGUCCCCCGUGGCUCCUGCCCGAGUCGAGGAGUCGAUCCCGCAGCGAAGUAGUCACGACCAAGAAUCCAUAGGUAUACGACUGCCUAUUUUGACUGCUGGGAGGCUGUCGCGUGCCCGUUAUCUUCUGUUUGGAGUCCCGCAGUCCUUUGGUGAUCCUCUGCGGUAAAAGUCAUCAUUGCGCAUGAGAUAUCCCCAUUAUCUCUGAUUCGAUAUUCAUAGAUUUAUGCACUAGCCUUGGCAAAGAGCUACCACCCUCUUGCUGCUGAUCGCAGGCCUCUGGUUUUCAUAUCGUUCUUGAUCUUCAGGGUUAGUGACCUUCCGCUGUAUGCCCUACGCCGACGGUCUCCGUUUCGGGCAUCAUUGAUCGCUUGCGAUUCGAGCGUGUCCCAUUUCUUGACCGGCAUACAACAAGUCGCCGUCUCGCCCUACUUCGGCGCUCUUCCAUUUCAAUAUGCCUGCAGGUAUCGAGAAAGAUGACGCUGUCAUGUCGGGGCGUUCACCAUCCAGUCCCAGCAAUGACCAUUCUCUUGCAACGAUCGAGGGCCCUUUCGACAUGGACAACGCCAACUCACGAUCCCAUGCCUCGAGCGUUGUGGCUGGAGAUGAAGAAAAGAAUAUAUCGGAGACGCCAAUUCCACUGGCUCGACAAACCACCGAACUGGGCCCGGCUGUGAAAGUGCCGCGAUUGAAACGCAGAGGGCUGUUCGGCCAGAUGACCCUGGUGGCCGAGGUCGAGGAUCCCAAAACCUAUCCUCGAAAAAUGAAAUGGUUCAUCACAUUUAUCGUGGCGGUAGCUGGUGCUACAGCGCCGAUGGGAUCAUCCGUCUUCUUUCCUUCACUCUCUCAAGUCGCCCGGGAGUUACACACCACGGCCACGAUCACUAACCUGUCAAUCGCCUUGUAUAUGCUGAGCAUGUCCAUAUUCCCGCUGUGGUGGUCUUCAUUUAGCGAACGGCUUGGACGACGAACAAUUUACCUGGUUUCAUUCGUCCUUUUUGUGAUGUUCAACUGUCUCUGCGCCGUCUCGAGCUCCAUCGCCAUGCUCAUCGUGAUGCGAAUGCUGAGUGGUGGUGCCUCUGCCUCCGUCCAAGCGGUCGGUGCAGGAACCAUUGCGGAUCUAUGGGAACCCCGCGAACGAGGCCGUGCCAUGGGUAUAUUCUACCUCGGCCCUCUUUGUGGACCCUUGUUCGCACCCAUUGUCGGCGGUCUACUGGCUGAACGAUGGGGCUGGAGGAGUACCAUGUGGUUUCUUGCGGCAUAUGGUGCGCUCACUGUCAUUUUUAUCUUCUUCGCCCUUCCAGAAACGCUCGUCGUGCGGAAACCGGUUCUGCCGGAUGUACCAGAGAAUGAGAUGGCGCCUGUCACGCGCCCACUAAGCCGAGUGUCCUCGCGACAGGUGGUUGGAUUUACGACGAGAUGGCUGAAGAUGCUGAAGAUUAUCUUCAUUGAUCCUUUGAAAAUUGUCCUUUAUCUGCAGUAUAUCCCCGUGCUACUGAGCGUGUACUACGCAAGCAUUGCCUUCGGCUCGUUGUACGUGCUGAAUGUCAGUGUUGAAGACUCAUUCGGUAAAGCACCGUACAAUUUCAGCACAAUCAUCAUCGGCUUGCUUUACAUCCCGAACUCGUUGGGGUACGUGGUGGCGAGUCUGUUCGGUGGUCGAUGGAUGGACAGCAUUAUGCAGCGUGAAGCGAAAAAGGCAAAUCGGUAUGACGAGAAGGGCAGGCCAAUCUACCGUCCCGAGGAUCGAAUGCGUGAGAAUGCUUGGUUGGGAGCUUUCCUCUACCCAGCAGCUCUCAUUUGGUACGGCUGGACUGUGGACAAAGGGGUGUUCUGGCUGGUUCCGAUGAUCGCAAACUUCUUCUUUGGCAUAGGCUCAAUGCUUAUCUUCAGCAUGGUGACCACCAUGUUGACCGAGUUCAUGCCCAAGAAAUCCUCGGAAGGUGUUGCACUCAACAAUUUUAUGCGAAACAUCUUCUCUUGUGUUGGCUCCCUUGUCACAGCGCCCAUCAUCAGUGGGAUCGGCAAUGGGUGGCUCUUCACCAUACUUGGCCUGGUCAGCUUUGCAAGCAGCUCGGUCAUAUUCUUAAUGAGGGUAUUUGGUCCUCGCUGGAGAAAAACCAUGGAUGAGCGAAUGCGGUAAUGUCCCACUCAAACUUCGACUUUGCAUUUUAUACGUGGCGUUUUCCACAUCCUCUCUCUUGUCAGGUGGCACUUUGGAGGCUCUUCCCAUUUGCGCAUAUGUUUAUACGCCAUAUUUAUAUCCUUGCCCCCGCGCUCCUUUACUCGUCAUUGUCUUUUUUUGUUGAGUAAUUGAGCGUUCCUGGCAGCACGCGCUUUCCCUUCUUGCUUAUUGGUGCUGGUCUCUGUUCCGUACGCGGACAUACGCCGAAGCCCACCCAAAAUGCUGUGGAUGAUACCCAUUAUCAGAUUAUCAUUAUGACCAUGAAUAUAUGAAGUCAUGAUUUCAUUGUGGCCUCCUUAUUGAAAAUCCCAGACGGUCAUAACAAAAUCAUUGAAUCAGUCACGAGAGCCAGCGUGCUUAUGCCUUUGUAUUUGAAGUUAUCAUAAUUUUGAUUAUUAACGGGAUCCGUCAAGCUGUUGUUGGAAUCGUCGAAAGUGCAUCUCAUUUGGAAACCGUAUCCAGAGUAAGCGUUGUUUGGGAGUUGGACUGUGACUCCGUUUCCCAAAGGUUACGGCAGGCACCUUAUCCUUGGUACAGCUUCUUGAAUGUGUGAAUUACCCCGG